CUGACUUAAAACGUUUCCCCAGUAACCAAAAGGGGAAGUUUGUGCACUGCUGCCGCGUUCUUUCUGCGUCAGGAUGUUUUGCUUUUGUGUUUAAACUUUUAUUUUAAUUUUCGGCGACACUCGUUCUAUUUUAGAUCGGCAAUGGAUUCAGACAAAGCUAAAAACAAGGCAUCGGGCACGUUAAGGCGGUCGGGAAGGCAUACGAUGAAAGUACUAAGUGUUGAACCAACCCCUAGAGGUCCUCUAAAACGGACCAGAAAAACAAUGGAACGUCAACCUCCAUCUGCAGCUAAAGGUGCUAAAGGUUUGGAGAAUGGCUUGGAUGAUGAAGAGUCUCCGACAAAGAAGCAGCGCUGGAACUCUAAGGAAGGAGAUGGUGACAAACGUAAUGAUGACAACAUGGAGUUUCAGGAACCAGUCAAUGAAGAGGAGGACGACCAAGACCUGGAAAUGGAUACAGCCGAGGAUCCGUCAAAAGAAAGCAGUCAACCAAAAAUAUUUAAAGACAGCUUGGGAGAUGUGAAUCUUUCGCCUCGUGUUGUCCUCAUCAAUUCCUUCCAGAGAAGAGAGCCUCCAUAUGAGGAGUCACAAGGAAAGAAAUCCAAAAAAGUAGAAGUAAAAGCACCUCCAUCAACCAAAGAGGCUCUGUCACUGAUCAGACAAUCAGAGAAGAGACCUGACAACCUGAAGUCCAGCAUGGAUGAGUAUAAGAGAAAAAUGGAGGCUAAAGCAAGGAGUGCAGCCUCGUCAUCUUUGGACGUACGAAGAACUGUACAAAUGCCCCAAAAUGCUUAUCAAGCCUCAGAGAAAAUGCGCACAGGAAGACCUUUUGUAAACAACAUUGCAGCACAAAAAGAAGCCAAUCAUCUGAAAAAAACAGAUGCAACAAAGAAAAGUGCAGAGACCAAGAAAAGUUCUGGAAAGUCCUGUAGAGGUUUUGGUUGGUACUUAUGGCGCUUGGUUUUCGUGGUGCUGCUCAGCUCCGUCGCCCUGCUGGUUUACAGGUUUCUCCCUGUGCUCCAAAGUAAAAUAGCUGGAGGAAGAGGGCAGCGAUCCAGAGAAGUGAUGCCAGGUGAGUUUUCCCACCGCCUGACACUUCUCCAGUCGCAGUUUCCAAGUCAGCGCGCUGAGCUGUGGAAGAGAACCAAGAUCCAUUUGGAGAAGCACCUUGGAACAGCGGACCCAACAGAGCCAGUAAGUCUGGUCCUUGCUGCAGGCCGCAAAGCAGAGGGGACUCUGAGGUCACUGGCUCAGGACCUGGCCUCUACCUACUCGUUCGCCCUCAAUGGUUCAGUGCUCUUCAUUGACGGGGCGAGUAAAGCUGGCCAGGGAGGCGAUGAGGUAAAGCUGGACAUCGACAACCAGCUGAAGGCAGCUUUUGAGGGAGAUAAACCAGCGGCGAUCAUUCAUCGCUUUGAGGAGCUGCCUCCAGGCUCCACCCUCAUUUUAUACCGUUACUGUGACCACGAAACGGCUGCCUACAAGCAGGUGUUCAUAUUGCUUACAGUGCUGCUUCCUCAAGAUGAGAUCAGCAGCGACCUGAGCCUGAAGGAUGUAGAGGAGACAGUCCUGAACUAUGUUCAGACCAAGCUGGUGGGCUCCACAAGCGACGCCAGCUUCAAUGAAAUGGACAACAACAAGUUUGGAGGUCUGUGGAGCCGAAUCUCCCAUGUGGUUCUGCCUGUGGUCUCAGAGGAGGUGAAGCAGGACUAAUGUCCGGGAGGUCUUUUAGGGGUGCAGUGUUGUGGCGACUCGGACCAGGUGAGAUGUCUGUCUUCUGAGACAUGUUUCACACAGACUUCAUUGAACAUGUUUGAAGGAAGGAUUAUUAUCUCUGACACAGAUGAAAACCUGCUGAUAUUGCAGUUUUGUAAGGUUUUUUAUUUGAGUGUCUUUAAUAAAAGCAUCAGUCGACAUGGAAACAAUGUUGACAUGUACAGAAUCAUUUCUGGUCAGGUUUACCCUCAACCACAGUUUUUUUUUCUUGCCAUUCCUCUGCCGCACUUUCCCUUCGGCGUAGAUGACAUUCAGUUCAUCCUUGAAACUAAAAGGUUUUUUAACUUUUGGUUGAUCUGUUUUUUUUUUUUUAAACCAAAGUCUCGGGGAUGAGCUGACAGGUAUCUACAGAAAGCACUUGGUUUGAUACUCAUGUACUUAACAUCUUUUUUGUGGACGCUCCUCUUAUCCAGUAUACUGGUUUUUACUGAAACUUAAUAUUUGUUUUUUUUCUGUGUUCUUUAAUCUUUGUGGACGUGCUUCUAAGAUUUUCCUAUUUUUACAGUUGUGUAUAUACCGUAUGCUGGAUAUUAAAAGGAUUAAAACUUUUCAGCUGUAAAGAAUCCUGCUUAAAUGAUGUAAAUGAUACAAGGAAAAAAAGGUCUGCAGGUUUAUAGGACAGGAUUUAAUUGUAUAAAUAUUUUUUAUCAAAUAUUUCAGACCCAAAACGUGCCUUAACCACACCAGAACUACUUGAUAACCACCACUUUCAUCAUUGGUCAGAUACCAUACCAGGAUAACAACUAUCAAAUUUCUCAGAAAUGUGUUUGAACAAUACCCUGUGUUUGAUAAAAGAUUGUAAUUGUAACCCUGCUGUGUUAUUUUUCAAAAUUAAAUGUUUCUGUUGCAAUGUUUAGAUACUUCCAAUAAAGAUUAUUUUGAUAUUGA
Molecule: messenger RNA, 2664 nt
Organism: Cyprinodon tularosa
Lineage: Eukaryota; Metazoa; Chordata; Actinopteri; Cyprinodontiformes; Cyprinodontidae
Product: torsin-1A-interacting protein 2-like
Exons: 8
Coding region: 142-1713 (523 amino acids)
Biological process (GO): membrane organization
Cellular component (GO): membrane
Molecular function (GO): ATPase activator activity
Source: RefSeq, a predicted model, not a curated record